ACCGGCACCUUCUCUCUGAAGGUCUGCACGGCCCAGGUGAGUCUUUCUCCAGUUUGGUACCAUGGUGAGACCGGCCCGGCACCCUACGGGUCUGGGUGCCGGGCUCGGGAAACAUUUCCUUCAACCCGGGCUGCAUAUAAUUCCUCGACUCAAUUCGGCUCCCACACUCUUGAUCAGCUCGGCACUUUUCAGAAGUUCGGUCCUACCCAGUUCACGGGGCCGACCCAUUUGGAUCUGACCCGACCGAUCCAGAUGUCAACAUACAGGCCCCCGAGCUUGGAG
Molecule: messenger RNA, 282 nt
Organism: Striga hermonthica
Lineage: Eukaryota; Viridiplantae; Streptophyta; Magnoliopsida; Lamiales; Orobanchaceae
Source: the annotation of a GenBank genome assembly